GUCAGGUCCUCUACAAGUUCAGAUGUGCACAGUAUCACAGUAUGUGUUUGCAAUUAUUACAUAAUCGUCUGAUCGCAAUUAUUUGAGCUGACCGCAAUCAUUUUGCAUAACUGUUAGAAUAGUUUCCAUUCAUCUGUAUAAAACCACUGAUUUCUUCAGAUGGGACUGCUGAGGAUGAUGACGCACCUUCUGUCCCAGAAGUGAUGCAAUGGUUGACUGGACACACAGGCACCUACUUCUGUCAUAGAGAGAACCUUUUUACUAUGAAGAACUUAUAUAGGCUAUUACUAUAUGAAGAACUUAUAUUACUAUAUGAAGAUUUUACUUGAAAGUACAUACUUUUCUUCAAUUCAUCAUCAGGUACAGGUAACGAAGAACUCAAAAAUGAGCAAAGACACUUCACUGGAAACAAGGAGUGAUAUUUAAAACACUUAUGUGGAAAUGCCACAGUUGGCUUUCAUUCAACCCUGAGUCAAAAGUGAGAAAGUAUUCAUACUAACUGAGAAAAAAUGGCCCAUCCCAGCCCCGGGCUGAGCUCCUCCUCAACGAACGCACUACCCUCAAGCAGAUUAAGAUUAAAUCAAGGAGAGUUGGUGCGGGUUCUCUAUCUCUCUAUCUCUCUCUCUCUCUCUCUCUCUCUCUCUCUCUCUCUCUCUCUCUGUCUCUCUCAAAAUCACGUUGUGUGUGAUAUGCAACAGGAUGUCACACAAUCAUUUGUAAAUGUAGAUCAUGUUGAUUUCCUCAGCAGGGCUGAUCGAGGGGUGUGUACUCUUGUCAGGAAGAGAACCCCUCUGGCAUUCCUGGGAACUGAAAUCCAUCAGGGCAUGACAGAGUUUAAAUAGGCGACACACACUCUCUCCCUGCAGAUUCACACUUGCUGGGACGUCUAUCUAAACUACAUCACCAGGAGAAGAGAAUACUCAUACUCUCAACAGCAACUAUGGCGCUUGAGAUAAGCAAAGUCGAGCUCCACGUCAAGGAAAACAAUAAGGAGCACCGCACUGAUGACGUAACCGUAAAACGUUUGAUGGUGCGGCGUGGCCAGAACUUCAAAAUCACUCUCAAGACCAAUCGGCAGUUCCAGCCUGAUACCGACACGCUAAUUUUUACUGCGGAGACAGGACCCAAGCCAUCAGAGGAAAAGGGCACGCGUUGCGUGUUUGGUUACCCAAAGUUGACGGGUGCAAAGAAAGCAUGGACAGCACUGGUACAGGAGAGUGGCCGAUCUUCCAUGACCUUGGCCAUAAGCAGCCCAGCUGAUGCCAGUGUGGGCUCUUACAAUCUGUAUAUGAGGGAAGGGUCACACACCACCCCUCAAUCCAUCACAAACAUGGUGCUCCUCUUUAAACCCCUGGUGCACAGGUAUGCACUUCCUGAAACACACAAGCACAAACAGGCUCAUAUGAGCUAUGGCUCAUCAGAGGCUCAUAUGUAA
Molecule: messenger RNA, 1435 nt
Organism: Clupea harengus (Atlantic herring)
Lineage: Eukaryota; Metazoa; Chordata; Actinopteri; Clupeiformes; Clupeidae
Product: protein-glutamine gamma-glutamyltransferase 5-like
Exons: 3
Coding region: 941-1435 (164 amino acids)
Biological process (GO): peptide cross-linking
Cellular component (GO): mitochondrion
Molecular function (GO): protein-glutamine gamma-glutamyltransferase activity
Source: RefSeq, a predicted model, not a curated record